Phaeoacremonium minimum UCRPA7 is the source of this 1194-nucleotide messenger RNA. Its product is annotated as putative fad binding domain-containing protein. Gene Ontology annotation, molecular function: monooxygenase activity; FAD binding. Gene Ontology annotation, biological process: secondary metabolite biosynthetic process. The coding region runs from base 1 to 1194 and encodes 397 amino acids. The transcript has 2 exons. Lineage: Eukaryota; Fungi; Ascomycota; Sordariomycetes; Togniniales; Togniniaceae. The record is from RefSeq and is a predicted model, not a curated record.
AUGGCCAAGCCAUCACUACAGGUGAUCAUUAUUGGUGCAGGCCUGCAGUUCUCGGCAAAUGCAACACGAAUAUUGAACAAAUGGGGCAUCGACAAAGCCAUCAUAAAGGACGUUGUGGAGCCAUCAAAUUGCAUCAUGCGGCGAUACAAAGAUGGUAGCCAACUUGCGAGUCUUGAACUUGGUGCUUACCAUAACAAGACCUAUGGCGCCCCAUUCUGGGACAUACACCGACAUGAUCUUAUCAUUGCACUGUAUGAACGAGCACUGGAGCUGGGUGCUGAUAUAAGGGUCAGCUCCAAAGUUGUGGACGUUGACUUUGAAUCUGGGGCGGUAAUAUUGGAGAAGGGGCAUCGAUUAACUGCGGACCUUGUGGUUGGUGCAGAUGGCUUGAACUCGAUCACGAGGAGAAAAUUCGUUGUUACAGAUGCUCCAGAAUAUACUGGUGAUAUCGCCUUCCGUAUUUUACUCGAUAUGGAAAGGCUAGAUCAGGAUGAUGAGAUUCUCAAGAACUUUACACAGAAUCCCCAAGUCACCUAUUGGUUAGGGCCGAAAGGUCAUGCCAUCGUGUACAUCCUCAAAGGUGGUCGGCAGAUUAAUAUCGUGGCAAUUGCUCCCGACGACCUGCCACCCGAUGUAAUCCGGGCCCCAUUAUCUAAGGAGGAGACCCUCCAGAAAUUUGGUGGUUGGGACCCAGUCUUACGCAAGCUGAUUGCCAACUCUCAUGACGACGUUAUAUGGCGAUGGAAAUUGCAUAUGCGACCAGAGCUGGAUAAGUGGAAUCACCCUGCUGGGAGAUUCACCUUACUUGGCGACGCCGUUCACCCGUCACUGCCGUAUCUCAGCCAAGGUGCGGGAAUGGCGCUGGAGGACGCGGCUGUCCUGGGCCACGUAUUGAGUCAGUCAAUCCCGCUGGCGGCAGCUCUAGCCCAAUACGAAAUUCUGAGGCGGCCGCGUAGCACCAAGGUCGUGCGAGCUGCCAAAGGUCAACAGUACUGGUACCAUCUGCCAGACGGAGAGGAGCAAAAGCGCCGCGAUAGCAUGAUCGGGGCUGAAGAGAGCUGUAACGGCGACCCAUUUCUUUGGAGGGAACCGGUGUUCUCCCCUUGGCUAUACGGAUAUGAUGCAUAUAAGGAGGCGGAGAUCGCAGAUUCCAGUGGCUUAAUCAAUGGAUAUACGAACGGGCACGCCAAUUAA